AUGGCAGCAGAACAAGGCAACCCAGCACCUAAUAUGGCGGAAAGCUCUGCAAGAUUUGACCAGCUACCCCCCGGAAGAAAAGAAGAUGUCGAGCAUCAAAACGGUCCAGGGAGACCUCACUUUGACCCGGCUGCUCGUCCGGGGGCAAUGGUGUCGCAGGUUCUCCAGCCUCAGUACAUGAAGCUUGCUAAUCCUGGGCCUCUCGGUCUUCUUUCUUUCGCCAUAACGACGUUCGUUCUAGGACUCUAUGAAUGCGGUGCUGGACUUCCGGGUUCAAAUCCUCAAGGGGAUGUCGGUCCCAAUCAGGCGAUAUUCGGACUGGCAGCUUUUAUGGGCGGCACCGUCCAGAUUAUUGCUGGAAUCAUGGAGUUUCGCGUGGGGAAUACCUUUGGUUCCACUGUUCAUUGCUCCUACGGGGCGUUCUGGCUCAGCUAUGCCAUGUUUCUGCUUCCUUACCUUGGGAUCGAAGCUGCGUAUAACGGGAAUGAAAGAGCGUACACAUUUGCAUUGGGCAUCUAUUUGAUCUUAUGGUCCUUUCUGACACUUCUAUUUCUUAUUGCGGCGUUGAGAACCAACGUCGCCAUCCUUUGCGUGUUCUCCUUCCUGACUCUCGCCUUCUUUUUCCUAGGCCUGGCCAACUUUCUUGCGACAGAACACGCGACUGCAAGCCUGCGUAUCAAUAAAGUCGGGGGUGCAUUCACUGUUGUUUGCGCAUUUUGCGCUUUCUAUGCCGGUGCUUCAGGUCUGAUGAUACCCGAGACGACCUUUGUGCGCUUUCCCCUGGGCGAGAUUGUCUCCGGUCCGGAAUCGUGA
Aspergillus puulaauensis is the source of this 813-nucleotide messenger RNA. Its product is annotated as acetate uptake transporter family protein. The transcript is spliced from 2 exons. NCBI's taxonomy places the organism in Eukaryota, Fungi, Ascomycota, Eurotiomycetes, Eurotiales, Aspergillaceae. The coding region runs from base 1 to 813 and encodes 270 amino acids. Gene Ontology annotation, cellular component: plasma membrane. Gene Ontology annotation, molecular function: acetate transmembrane transporter activity. The record is from RefSeq and is a predicted model, not a curated record.